Histoplasma capsulatum G186AR is the source of this 567-nucleotide messenger RNA. RefSeq lists its product as uncharacterized. NCBI's taxonomy places the organism in Eukaryota, Fungi, Ascomycota, Eurotiomycetes, Onygenales, Ajellomycetaceae. The record is from RefSeq and is a predicted model, not a curated record. The transcript has 3 exons. The coding region runs from base 1 to 567 and encodes 188 amino acids.
AUGUUCUCUUCGUGGGGAGAGCACGGCCCUAAAAGCAGUUCUAAUGUCAAGCAAGUGCAAAUUAUUAUCGAUCGGUUAAGUUUUCAAUUUGCGGGGCCCCCAUCAUUAUUAAACAUUCAGAUGUCUUUACGCGCAGGUCAGAAGGGCAUACAAAUUCUCGACUCCUUGAUAAUCGUCCAUACCAAUGGCAUAUGUGCAAUUACCAGAUCGCGGCUCGAGAAGGUACAGGAAAUUCACGUUUCUGUGUUGAAUGCCUUGGCAGCUUUUCUAGCGAGACCUUGUAGUGUCUCAUCAUUUGUGGCACACUCAAUGAAGGACAACUGCCAGAUGCCGUGGGAGGAAACGUGGGGAAAGACUCUUUACAUCCUUGAUAUUGAUCACUGGGAAUCACCGACAACAAUGAAGUGUUGUGGUGGAAUGCAUUCAAUUCAUGCAGCAAAAUAUGUUGCCAUCAAUAGGGCCUCUACUCGAUGCACAAAUUUGAUGCGUGUGUGGCAGAUGGCCUCCGGAUUUUCAAUCGUUACAUGCCGAGUACCCGUUCUGGCUGGCCCCAAAUUUUCGCUGUGA